CAAUACGCCAUUUGCUCACGAUCAAAACAAUUAGACAACGGCACAGGGAAAUAGUUACUAAUUAUGGACGACAGCGGCUGGUUAUCAACAAGGAACAAAAAGAAGGUACCAAAACCGCAACACCGGAUAAAGAAAAUGAGGUCAUCUAAUCUAAAGCCAGUGAAAUCGACGUGUAUACGGAUCACAAACUCACCACCCCCAAAACAGCUUUUUACUGCCACUAAACAAUCUUCAUUGAAUGACUUCUUUUCAACACAUGAAGACCCUCAAAUGGAAGUAGAAGUCAACUUUGAUCAUGACAGCCAGGCAGGAAAAUUAGAACAGAACAGCCAAGGAAAUAGCAACAUAAAUUUGUCUGACACAAAUGUAGUUACUAAGUGCAGUGGAAUGUCAGAAAAGAACGAUGAAAACAAACUCAGAAGCGAAACACUACAUGGUGAUUGUCGUAAUAAAGAUGGGUCACUAGAAGAUGAAGCAACUAUAACGUCAGAUAUUAAUUUGUUUGCUGAAAGAGAUAAAGAGACUAAAGGCAACCAUUAUUUUGUAGAUCACGUAAAUAUAGUAAGUAGGAGUAAUAAAGGAAAUAACAUAUCCACUCGUGAAAAUAAUGAUGAAAACAUAAUAGCAGCAAAAAUAAAUGCAGGGAAUUUGAAUAAAAGAAGAUCUGUUAAAAGGAUGCAUUUCUCAGGAGAAUCAGAUGUUAGUUUAGACAAUCCAGAGAAAAGAACUAGACUUGAUGUUACACUACCCGAAAAUGAUUUGAAACUGAGUAAAGAUUGUGCUGUAACAUAUAAUUAUCUAGUAAAUGAUAAGAAUAAGAAGUCCGACCGUACAAUUCCACAUGCUGUCAAAGAUAAUACUGUUCAACCACAAUCUGUUGAUGCGGACUUGGGAUUUGAUUCUGAAUAUGGCAUAAAUACUGAAGGUAUAAAUGUACCUGUGUCGUGCUUUAGCAGUCAAAGUUUAGAUCUUGGCAGUCAGCUUUCUCUGAAAAGUCAAGAGUUAGAAUUCGAAUCUGUAAAUACUUUAAACUUUGACACACAAUACGACAAUUUAAGCCUAGAAUUGAAUAAUGAAAGUUUAAGCGCUCUAAGGAGUUUGAAGGGGGAAAGUUUAACAUUUUCCAGCCAGACUGAAGAUACCGAUACCAUUUGUAACCUUGUAGAUGCUGACACUAUAAAUGUUGACUUAUCGUUGUCAACGGACUGUCAAAGUGAAACGUUUAAUAGAAAGUACGACGCAAGUCUUGAUUUAUCAAGUCAGAAUGAUUCCGUUGAUAUAGGUGCUAAAACAUGUGACGUAACCGACUCGCAGGAAUUACUGCAUGAUGAUUCACAGCUUUCUCUGACAUCGUCGCCGUCGGGAUCAGUUUUUGAGUAUCAGUCACUUGACUUUUCAUGACAUAUUCAAAUUUGCUAUAAUAGUCAUGUGACUGUAUAGCGUGUGAUUUUUUUGUGAAGUUCUUUCAGUAAUGGAAGUGUUUUACUUCUCAUUAUAUAAUGUAUACUUAGUAUAUGAUUUUGCUUAAAUGCUGAUAAAGAGGUUGUUUAAAAUUA
Mercenaria mercenaria is the source of this 1556-nucleotide messenger RNA. RefSeq lists its product as uncharacterized. Bases 64 to 1401 code for a protein of 445 amino acids. Lineage: Eukaryota; Metazoa; Mollusca; Bivalvia; Venerida; Veneridae. The record is from RefSeq and is a predicted model, not a curated record. The transcript is spliced from 3 exons.